Molecule: messenger RNA, 980 nt
Organism: Rhineura floridana
Lineage: Eukaryota; Metazoa; Chordata; Lepidosauria; Squamata; Rhineuridae
Gene: PCGF1
Product: polycomb group ring finger 1
Exons: 9
Coding region: 70-852 (260 amino acids)
Biological process (GO): negative regulation of transcription by RNA polymerase II
Cellular component (GO): PRC1 complex
Molecular function (GO): promoter-specific chromatin binding
Source: RefSeq, a predicted model, not a curated record
AUGGGACCUGUAGUUGCUGUGGCUACAAGCUCCACCCUUCAACCCGGAAGUGGGUGAAGCAGCUUCAAGAUGGCGUCUCCUUCUCAGGGGGGCCCGAUGGCGAUCGCGAUGCGGCUCCGGAACCAGCUCCAGGCCGUCUACAAGAUGGACCCGCUCCGCAAUGAGGAGGAGGUGAAAGUGAAGAUGAAGGAGCUGAAUGAGCACGUUGUAUGCUUCCUUUGCGCUGGAUACUUCAUAGAUGCCACCACCAUCACAGAAUGCCUCCACACCUUUUGCAAGAGCUGCAUCGUGAAGUACCUGCAGACCAGCAAGUACUGCCCCAUGUGCAGCACCAAGAUCCACGAGACGCAGCCGCUUCUCAACCUCAAGCUCGACCGCGUCAUGCAAGAUAUUGUCUACAAGCUGGUGCCUGGCCUGCAAGAGAGUGAGGAGAGGAGGAUCCGAGAGUUCUACCAGUCCCGAGGCCUGGAGCGCGUGAGCCAGCCCAGCAAUGACGACCCUGCCUCUGACCGUGUGGGUCUGCCCUACACCACCUUCGACCACUCACGCGCUCACUACUAUCGCUUUGAUGAGCAUGUCUUGCUGUGUCUGGAGAAACAGAGUGCGGGGAAAGAGAAGAGUAAGCACAUCCUGCAGCACAAAUACGUUCGCUGCUCUGUACGGGCCCAGAUCCGCCACCUCCGCCGGGUUCUCUGCUGCCGGUUAGAGCUGGCCCUGCAACAUGUGCAGGUGCUGUUUAACAAUGAGGUGCUCCCAGAUCACAUGACCCUGAAGCAGCUGUGGCUCUCCCGCUGGUUUGGAAAGCCCGCGCCUCUGCUGUUGCACUACAGCGUGAAGGAGAAGAGGAGGUAGGGGCCCAACGCCAGAGUCCAAGAGAUCUCCCCCGGGGGCAGCCCCCCACUCACCCUCCAACUCUUUAAUUUAAGUCUCCCUGCUGUUCAAUACGGGUUUAUUUUUGGAAUAAAAUCAGUGAAAACCAC